Didymodactylos carnosus is the source of this 1554-nucleotide messenger RNA. NCBI's taxonomy places the organism in Eukaryota, Metazoa, Rotifera, Eurotatoria, Philodinida, Philodinidae. The record is from the annotation of a GenBank genome assembly.
UCCGAACUACACAAUAGUUAACCUUCAUACGUUGACUAGAUAAUCUACAGACACCGUAGAGUCUUUGGUACGAAUAUGAAGUCAAAAUGAUGCUUCUAAACUGAGUUGUGAAAUUUUUUCGCAAAGGACCUCGAAUUUUCAACAAAAAAAAAAGCGAAAGAAAUCGCUCAUAUCUUACGAACCAUCCACUAAAUGAGGCUCACACUUGAUGUGUGAUCACCAUUCGGUAAGAGCUACAGGUGUUGCUACUUUUGUUGCGGAGCACUGUAUAACAACAAGAUUAAGGAAAUUGACACUAGACAUACUCAUAUUUCACGUUAUACAUAUAUCAAACUUAUUCUGGUACUUUUACCUUUUACAUUUUAUUUUUCUAGCGAAAGCACUCGAUUACUAAAUUCCUCAACAUUCUUAUCGGCAUAUUAUCCAUCGAAUAUUCAUUUAACAUUUCGGACGAAUGAUUUGAUAACUCGUAAAGGCUUUUGGUUAGUUAUUCAACCAGCUAAAUCUGAACAACAAACAUCACUGAAAGUAACCUGUCAACAACAUAAUUUAAACAGCAAACUACAACCAUUAUCGAUAAUCACGACCACUGCUACUACAAGUACUACUGUUAGUACAACAACUACAAUACCAAAUACGACAUUGGUCAGUGCAAUUAAUUUUAGUCAACCAUCUGAAAUUCUCAUUAAUGAAGCAAUGACGUCCUCCUCAUUUGGCAUCCAUGUACCUAAUCGCACACAUCGUAGUACUCUCUCAUUUAUUUUGAUCAUAACUGCGAUAUUUGUUGCUAGUCUACUACUAUUAAAUUUAUUUUUAAUUCUACUCUGUUGGAAACAACGUAGUCAUUCAAAAAAACAAUCAUUACAAUUUUUUACAUCAUCCUACAAUCGAGAUACACCCGUUAUGAAUUCAUUAGAAUCAAAAACAACAACAUCAUCAAGAUAUAUAUUCGACUCAAGUCCAACUGUUCAACAUCCACAAUUACCACACCAUAAUACACCAUCAACGUCAACAACAAAAACAAGUAGCUAUGAAGACCCUAGCGAGUUAAUGACAUUAAAUCCUAACAAUACAACCUUAUCGAGUUGGAAUAACGAUGCACAACAAGUAAAUUCAAGCUCAUAUCAUCAAUAUCCACAAAUAGUGCCAUUAAAAAAAACAGUGAAUCCAAUCAAUAAUUUGGCAUAUCUUCAACAAAAAACAUUUCGUCCUAUCUUACCAAUGGCACCACUUUCAGAUGGUUACAAUCGAAUGAUUCAUUGGCCUCGACUGCCUAUUCAAUGUAAUUUUAGUCCAAGUCCACCUGAAAUUCAUUAUCCAGAUUCACAUAUUUAUGAAACUAUUCAAGAUAAUAACGGCACUUUGCCUCCGUAUCAUCGACUAGCAUCAACAAUGCGUCGUCAACGACUUUGUCAUCCUCAAUGUACAUGUGUACCGGCCACAUAUCAUGACGCAUCAUUUAAUUGUAGGACUUGUAAUGAGAAUAAUAAUAAUAACGAGAACAAUAUAUCAGCCAUUGAGUCUGUUCAACCGAAUCCCGAAACACUAGUCUAG